AUGAUCCAAACAACCAAGAAGAACGUUCAGUUCGCAGCUGACGAAGAACUUGAAACAGUUCAUUUGGUGAGCAGCCAUGGCGAGCCCGGAAAGCUGUUUCUUUCCCCUCUUGAAUUUGAUUCCUUCAAACAAUCGUCCAUGACCGAGGGAUGCCAAGCUAGAAAACAGGGUAUAGACAAGGAACUUGAGUGCACCUUCACAAAUCCAGGUCAGGACGUCCAAAAGAAACUCCACCAUUACACGCGUCAUUCUGGUUACCGUGGAUUGGAACGAUGGAUUUGCAAAGCCCACUAUGAAGAACGCAAGCAGCACAGAGAGCAGGCUAUCCAGGCUAUCCUGAUUGGACAGAAGAUGGCAAAAGGACAAGGCAUGAACGCCGAUGAAGUGAGCCUGCAAUUGCGAAAGGUCGCCCUUGUAUAUUGUCUUGAUGCCAAAGUCUUCGCCAGAAGACUGGGCAAGGCAGACGAAGCCGCUUGUUCUUCCAAGAAGAUUGGUAACUCCCACUACCAGGAACGCACGAACAGGAUGAAGCUGAAGGGCCGCUUCUCUGAACACAAGAAGCAUUGCGAUUGUUCUAGCGAUCACGCAAUGCUGGCCUUUGACUCUCAGCCAAGAUUGGCUCUCCUCAAUCACUCCACCAGUGCACAUAUUGUUUCCACUACCAGAGGACCCCUGACACAGUUGCUCUAA
Messenger RNA from Seminavis robusta, 690 nucleotides. The record is from the annotation of a GenBank genome assembly. Lineage: Eukaryota; Bacillariophyta; Bacillariophyceae; Naviculales; Naviculaceae.